GUGCGAUUUGCGAUCAGGCGGCGCGGCGGACAGCCCCGGCGGCGGGGCGGGGGGAGUUAUAUUGCGGGGUCCUUCCUCGCUCACCCUGGUUCCUCUCGGAGCGGAGACGGCAAAUGGCGGACUUCGAUACCUACGACGAUCGGGCCUACAGCAGCUUCGGCGGCGGCAGAGGGUCCCGUGGCAGUGCUGGUGGCCAUGGUUCCCGUAGCCAGAAGGAGCUGCCCACAGAGCCCCCCUACACAGCAUAUGUAGGAAAUCUACCUUUUAAUACGGUGCAGGGCGACAUAGACGCUAUCUUUAAGGAUCUCAGCAUAAGGAGUGUACGGCUAGUCAGAGACAAAGACACAGACAAAUUUAAAGGAUUCUGCUAUGUAGAAUUUGAUGAAGUGGAUUCCCUUAAGGAAGCCUUGACAUACGAUGGUGCACUCUUGGGUGACCGGUCACUUCGUGUGGACAUUGCAGAAGGCAGAAAACAAGAUAAAGGCGGCUUUGGAUUCAGGAAAGGUGGACCAGAUGACAGAGGAAUGGGUGGCUCUCAAGAAUCUAGAGGUGGAUGGGAUUCCCGGGAUGACUGCAAUUCCGGCUUCAGGGAUGACUUCUUAGGAGGCAGGGGAGGGAGUCGCCCAGGUGACCGGCGAACAGGCCCCCCAAUGGGAAGUCGUUUCAGAGAUGGCCCUCCCCUUCGAGGGCCCAAUAUGGAUUUCAGAGAACCAACAGAAGAGGAAAGAGCACAGAGACCACGGCUCCAGCUUAAACCUCGAACAGUUGCAACGCCCCUCAAUCAAGUAGCCAACCCCAACUCUGCUAUCUUCGGGGGAGCCAGGCCCAGAGAGGAAGUCGUUCACAAGGAGCAAGAAUGAGCUUGCGGUUGGGGGGGAAUGGGAUGUGGGGGGGGUUCGAGCGAGACCACAGCCUGGCUGUCCCCCAGACCGGCAGUCCUGCAGUUACCAUUCCUGCGCCUGACCUUUGUCCUUUCUUACAAUGGAAACACAGAGCUCGUGAGUGCAUGUCAGCCGUUAACAAGUGGUUUUUAGUACAUUCUUGGCUUUGCUGAAUCUACCUAGUGCCUGUUUUGUGCUUUUUUUUUUCUUUUUUUCCUUCCUGCCACUCCUUUCCUAUUUUCCUUCUGUCCUUUUUCCUUCUCGCUCCUUAUUUCUUUCCAGCACAUGAGUUUCUCUGGAGGGACAGAGGCAGCUGCCAUGCGGGAGUUCUUUAUAUUGAAAUGCUGCUUCAUUUCUCUCCUUUGCUUUUCUGUUUUUCCUUUAGCCACACUGGGCGUUUCCUUUGAUUUUUCUCAGCAACCUGCAUGUUGAGUUCUGUAUUGCUGUGGCUUCCAAGAAAAAUACAAGUCACAAAUUGGAUAGCAUCUUGUUUUUAUUCAGCUGUUAUCAACGUACAGAAUUUGGGACACAUUGCUUUCAAAACAAGGAUAAAAUAUCUGUUGAUCUUUGCAAAUUCCUUCCUGUAACUAUUUAUAGAUAGUCCUGACUCCAUUACUCCCUCCCCAGAUGGGAGAAUAGGCUUACAUUUCAAACAGCAAAACCUAAAAGGAUAAUGUGAACUGCUGGCAGGGUGCACAUAGGAGAUAAAUUGGAUACACUGCUGUGUUCACAUGCUUUAUUAUUGCUCUUUCAAUACCGUGUCCAAACUGGUUCCCUUCUUUCACUGGCCGUUUUAGAGGCUCCUCUGUGGCUGGAUGUAGCGAACUGCUGUCUGGUUUCCUUUCUGCUGGCUGCAGAGGUGCUUUGGGCACUGCAGGUGGUAGCGCGGUGCUGGGCUCACUUCCUAGUGCGGUCGCUGCUUCCUUUCAGACCCCUGUUGUCGUGUGUUCUGCAUCACUCCCUGUGUUUAUCUGUUCCCUGAUACAAGUAAUAGUGAGAUACUGCGCUUCCCACCAUCCCUUAAUUUUAGAGUGAAAGAAUGGGCCUGGAAUUACUCUCUUUCACUUGAUGAAUUGAGAAUUUGACUAUGCAGAGCUGUCAGGUAACUGGUAGGUGGCUUGAGGUCACUAGUUCUCAGCUUUAGGACGUUCACUGCCACAUACAGUGUUCAGCACUCACCCAGGCUAGGCAGCGGCUUUUGAGCUUGAACACCUCUGUGUGAACAAAUUCUUGAGCACCCGAGUCCCACUUCAUCCAAUUGGGAGCAGUUCAGGGUCAGCUAGAGCCCCGGAAAAGAGAGACCCUCACCAGCAUGACUGGAGGGCCGGGGGCAGGCUGGCCCACGCAGUGUGCCUAGAAAGUAGCUCCUCACUAGCUGCCAUCCUCGGCUCCUCUUACUUUGUCUUUGUCACCAGGUCUCAGCAAUUUACAGAACUCUCCCUCCUUUCCUUCCUUCCACCUGUCAUGUUUGCUUCUGAAAUAAGAACCAUUUGUGUAACACCAAUACUUACCUUAAGAAAGACAUGCAUUAUGUGGUUGUAAUCAAACCUGAUGCUUUCAGAUGACCUACUUACAUCUUCAGUGUGGAAAAGAUUAAGAACAAAACAAAUUCAUCUAAACUUCUGGGCAAUCCAGUUGACUUUUAAAUGUAAGAAUGGAAUUCCAAACACUUAACACAUUCAGCUAUAUGACAGAAAGUAAAUCUAUGGAUAUGGUAUUUUGUGAAUGAUCUUUUAAAUAAAAGAAAACCUUACGUAAUAUUUAA
Delphinapterus leucas (beluga whale) is the source of this 2646-nucleotide messenger RNA. It is a transcript of the gene EIF4H, whose product is annotated as eukaryotic translation initiation factor 4H. The record is from RefSeq and is a predicted model, not a curated record. Gene Ontology annotation, molecular function: RNA binding. Lineage: Eukaryota; Metazoa; Chordata; Mammalia; Artiodactyla; Monodontidae.